Messenger RNA from Melopsittacus undulatus (budgerigar), 10187 nucleotides. It is a transcript of the gene TMEM33, whose product is annotated as transmembrane protein 33. Lineage: Eukaryota; Metazoa; Chordata; Aves; Psittaciformes; Psittaculidae. Gene Ontology annotation, biological process: membrane organization; endoplasmic reticulum tubular network organization. Gene Ontology annotation, cellular component: endoplasmic reticulum; membrane. Bases 159 to 914 code for a protein of 251 amino acids. The record is from RefSeq and is a predicted model, not a curated record. The transcript is spliced from 8 exons.
GCACUCCCGGUCCCCUACGGGACCAAUCCCGCGCCACCUCUCACCCAGGCCGCGGGCCGUCGGCAGGUGCUGUCGGGAACGUCUCGCCCCCGGGCCUACAUUGCCCAGCAGGCCUCGCUGCUUGCUGGAAGUUGCGCCUUGUGGUAUCCGGUGCGGCCAUGGCGGACUCCACGCAGAAUGGACGCAUGCCGGGCGGGGCCGGUGGCGGAGCUGUGCAAUUUCUGAUGGCUAACAAGUUGGAUACAGCAAUGUGGAUUUCCCGCUUGUUCACAGUUUACUGCUCAGCUUUAUUUGUCCUGCCUCUUCUAGGGUUGCACGAAGCAGCAAGCUUUUAUCAGCGUGCCUUGCUGGCAAAUGCUCUCACUAGUGCCCUCCGACUACACCAAAGGCUACCCCACUUUCAGCUUAGUAGGGCGUUUCUGGCCCAGGCUUUGCUGGAGGACAGCUGCCACUACCUGUUGUACUCUCUUAUCUUUGUGAAUUCCUACCCUGUUACAAUGAGUAUUUUUCCAGUUCUGCUGUUCUCUUUGCUUCAUGCUGCUACAUAUACAAAGAAGGUUCUUGAUGCACGAAGUUCAAACAGCCUGCCCUCUCUGAGAAAUAUUUUGGAGAAACUGAAUGCUAAUCAACAGAAUAUUCUGAAAUUCAUUGCUUGCAAUGAAAUUUUCCUGAUGCCAGCUACAGUUUUUAUGCUGUUCAGUGGGCAAGGGAGUCUGCUUCAGCCAUUCAUUUACUACAGAUUUCUUACAUUACGCUACUCUUCUCGGCGAAAUCCAUACUGUCGGACUCUCUUCACCGAGCUGAGGAUUGUUGUUGAACACUUAAUAAUGAAGCCCUCAUGCCCUGUUUUUGUAAGAAGACUGUGCCUCAGCAGCAUUUCCUUUAUAAGCAGAUUGGCACCAACUGUUGCAUAGCCAAAUUUCAGACACUUAUGUCUUGUGAACAUUAUGAGCAGCUAGCACUUCUGCUGAUGAUUAAAAAUUCCUGGUUUUACACUGAUCUCACUCCAAGCUGUAUAAAAAUGUGUAUAUGCUUUUCUGGAGGUAAUGAAAUUUAGCAUAUCAAAAGCAAGUCGUGGAAACUUUAAAUUACUGUGCUGUAUUGCUAAUUGGUGAAAAAAGUAGCUGCAUCCUAUCUAAAACAUGCCCAGUCAUACAGAGUUAUUUUUCUUAGGACUCGACAGUUGUUUGAGGCUGAUUAAAUCUUUAAGGUCUGUACAUAGUAGGUUUAUGUUAGUUGGAAUUAUAGCUGCUAUAGGAUGUCUCCAGUAGAUAGCAGUUGGUAUACAUAACUAUGCAGUACAUUUUGGACAGUAUUCUUCCGCUUCCUAAAUUUAUCUGUAGAACCAUUUCAUCUAAAUGAUUAUAGUCAGUGUAAAAUUAUGACCCACUUUGAAUUUAACAAAAGGGAUUAAAAUCUAUGAAGCUGACAUAGUUAACACCUUUUCUGAAGGAGAGGUUAUUUUUAUUAAUACUACUUAACAAGAACUUUUCCAAGUUUCUACCUUGUGGCAUAGUCUUACAUUAUGUUGUUGGAAGAAGUUUCAAGACUGAUCACAGAAAACUGCAGUCAUCUUGUCAUAACAAAAUGUGUUACCAAGCCAAAUUGCUGACCUGUAGGCUUUUCAGACAAAGAUGCAAUGCUUAAACUUUUAGCCACCUCUUAGAUGUACUAAUCAAUGUAAACGAAGUAACUUUUGAAGAAUCACUGUAGAUUUGUUCUUGUGUCUACACAAAUGUGAGACUGCAAUAAUUCAAGCAUGUCAGCUUUUUAGAAAACUAAUCUGUAGCUAGCUCUAUAUAAAUGGUUAUUCCAGUUUCUGAGACUCUCAUUGUGAUGGGAAAUUUACAUAAAGGAUUGCACCUGUUUAGGCAGCUUCUGAAACAAAUGAGUGUAGUAUUUCUUGGCAUAAAUCCAUCCAAUGACUGAUCUGAAGCCAGUGUCAUGACUACAAAUGUGAAUAUUAACUUGAGUGCUGAUUAUGCAUUCACCCAGCAGCUGAAAGGUAGGUAGUGGGAGGAAAAAAAAAAUAAAAAAAAAAAAUCUGUCUGACCACAACUUCUUUCCAUAAAUUCAGGAUAAAGCAUUUGCCGACUCUUGUGUAGUUAAUGUUAGUAUUCUAAUUGCAUAAAAUUGAAUGGGUUUCAUUGGCCUUUUUUAAACUUCUAUAGCACUGUACUUAAAUACACUUCCUUGUUCAGAGAAGUUUUAUGUAGAACAGUUUUGAAAACAGACUUGAAGCGAAGUAUUUUUUGUGUAACUAUUGAAUUAUCUUGUUUUUGAUGUGGUUAUUAUUCAGACUUUCCAGUUAUAUUAGUUUGUUAGAUCGGAGCCAUGUAUUUAUAGACUUCUUUGGUUUUUGCUCAACCUCUUGGUGCUGACAAACCAAUUGGUAAUUAAUUGAAUGUGAUAUUCUUUGACUACUUGUCUUGCUCUGAACAUGAUUAGCUAUUUGUAGAACACUUGCACACUGCAGAAGCAACUGCAUGCAGUAAUGCUCUACGGCUGCUAAAGACUUGCAAUGAGAUUCACUAUAUCUAUAUCCUGUAAUUUGAGGAUUUUAUAAAACCUAAAAUUUCUACUGCAAUAAAAGGAGUGUUAAAUGUAAUUUGUCAAGCUCUUCAAGCUUAUUUUCUCUCUAACAGAAUAUACUGAUGCUUGAACCUGGAAGUUGAGCAGAAUACUGUCCUGUGUAUAUGUGUGCAUGUUCUUAUAUUCCCACUGCUGCUUCUGUAUUGGAACACAACGUCUUGUGCAUUUUAAAAUUAUUUUAUAGGGAAUUUUGCCUUUGAAAGUGCAAAGAUUUACGACCCUUUCCUUCAAAAUUUAACCUGUGAAUAAGCACAACAACAAUGGUGUCUAAUCAGAGCAGAAAUCUAGACCUACUUAGUACUGUUUCAGUUCUUUAGCACUUUCUAGACCUUCUUUGUGUUCCAUGGUAGACUUUUUUGAGUGGUGAUGUCAGACUGUUCAGCUUUUUGCACCACUAUGAUUUAAAAAUUAAUCAUCUAAAUUGGUCCUCUCUACUGGGAGUGGAAGGCAAAUAAAUAACUUUUUUAAUGAAAGCAAAACAUGUUAUUUCUGAGCAAAUUUUUGUCGUCUAAGACUGGUGUUAAGGGUGCAGUCAACUGUUUCUUUAAUUGUAUGCUGCUAUUAAAUAAGAGGAGUCUAAAUUGUAUCUGAUAUAUUGCAACUAUAACUGAAGGAUGCUAAGUCUGAGAUCCAGCUCAAGGAGGAUUAAAAGGAAUAUGUGAAUGAGAUUUCAGUAAGUAGAGAGUUGGAAGACAGUGCCAUGAAGUGAAACUUGCAUGUGGAUACUGAAUUUCUUUUUAACUCUAUUAAGUCUUAAAAAUGGGUCAAGUAGAGAAAGUGGGAUUUGAUUUGGCUACUAGUGUAUUUUUGGCUUUGCAUGGAGUAGCUUGACAAAUAAGGUCUGGAUUUUACUUGUGGCCUCGUAAAACUUAACUCUCUCAUGUGCCACAAAAACAUGGAACAAAGGGAUGAGAGUAAUUUCCAAGCAAAAUAAAUAGGGCAACUGACCUGCACUCUUCAUCAACUUUGAUUUUUACUGCAGCCUUUAGGCUGCCUAAGUGAUAACACCAAGUUUUAUCAGUGCUGGUAAAAACAUUUUGUCCUUGUGCCUGCUUCCUUAUCACAGUUUGACUGUUUCUGUACUAACAAAUUAAACACCUGAAAUUCUGUUUGUGUCCUGAUAACUUGAGACUUUUCUGGGGAAAGGAACUGUAUGUAUGUUCAGGCUGCUGUACUCUCAACACCUAGCUGUGAUGCAGAGGCUGUAACAGAAGUCUGUGGUAGUAGAGAUACUUUGCAACUGAUCAGAAAAUGCCUCCCAACCCCAAAUGUGAAGCAGAAGAGUUUUCGUUGUACUAAAAGAUUACCUACCUAAUGUGGCAACUGUUUCCACUGGUAUAAAUCAUGGUGGUCAUUGUUUUUCGUCUAAGCUUUCAUUGGUUAAAGUGCUUUUGCAGAGAUCCUGUGGGUAGACCUAUUCCUUGCUGCGCACGAGCUUGCUAUAGGAGUGACGCUUCAGUGUAAGAUUUGUCUGUUCUCCCCUGCAGAUAAAUAAAGGACCUACUCAGUCUGUUGGAGCAGCUAAUGCCAGUUGGGAUUUCUUACAGAGCAAUUUGCUAAUACACCCAUCCUUUAUUGUCUUUUGUUUAAUUUUAUACUUCUGUUGUCAUUUUUGUGCUGUCAGUUUUACGUUUUCCUCCCUUUGAUGGGUGUUCAAAGGGGAGCACUGUCCACUAAUGUUUUAAUUUGCGUGUUUUAAGGAUUUUUAAUAUAGUCAUGAGCCACUAUUUCUUCCAACAGUUUCUGAGCUGCUAACUAUAUAUGUGAUAGUACUGUCCAAACAAAUAAUGCAGCUGUUUAUUUUGUACAGUCUGCAUUGAACCUUUUUGUUGUUAGGCGCCUGUAUUGCAACAUUUGUUGUACAAACCCCUUGUUAACUAAGGAAGUACAGUUCUUGCCUGUUUUACAGGCUGGAACUGAGACAUGGAAGGGAAGAGCAUAGCUGGAGGUGCUGCAAGAGCUCUGGCAGAGCAGGAAAUCAAAAGGAGUUGGACAAGCAUAUGGGGGAGCUGCGAUUUGUUUUUACAUCAUGUAGGACUUCCUGGUUCUGUUUCCAAAAAUUGCUCCUUAAAUAGUUUCAUAAAGUACCGUACCUUAUAGUGCUAAGAUUAAUGGUAGCAAAGACCAAGCUAGAACAGCAUGUUCUGUUAAAGCUGUGUCAAAAUUUGAUUUCCAUGUGCAAAAGUAGGUAUGGUCCCUGGUGUCGUCAUCUUCCUGGUGAGAACACCAUAAAGCAAGAUCGCAAGCCCUUACGUGCUUGAUGUUAGUAGGUUACGCUGAUCUGUGGUAAUUGUCUAUAACUUUUAACUGCUGAGGUGCAAGUAUUGGUGGUUAAACUAUAUAUACUGAAAUUGGUUAGUGUAUCUUUGUACUGUAACUUCUAUUGUGCUAUGUUUUUUCUUAAAAUCACAGGAAGAGUCAGGCCUUGCUAGUUUAUAUUGCCUUUUAAGGAUAGAAACUUAAGCAAUCCAUUAUUUCAAAAAUUAAUUAUCAAUAUGAUAAUGAUUAUAAUAUGAUUCUAUUAUUCUAAUAUGAGUAAUAUAAUUGAAUUUAAAUGUGGAUUCAAAAAUAUUUUUUUCAUAAAAUGUUAGCAUUACUUAUUUUCUGCAGAAGCUAGCUCUGUAAUAAUAGCAGAUACUGUGCAGGUAAGGAAGUUUCAUUGUUUGGUUCUGUGCCAUCCAGAUGGUACAAACUUUUAAAAUAAAUUGAAAAAUUCAUCUUUUACUCGUAUUUAAGGUCUGAGGCACAAAAUGCUAAUGCAAGGGCUCAGAGGGGAAAUAUAGUUCUCCUACAUAUUUGAGAAAAUGUGAAGCCCUUUCAGGAAAAUCUAAUAAACAUAAUAAUCACAGGCUGCUGACACUAAGGAAAAAGCACCUCAUUCGCUCUUUCUUUUAUGUAGCAAUUUAGUGGUCCCUACUGAUUUUUAAAUUGGAUCACUGCAGUAAAUUAUCCAUACCAGUACCUGUGAAAGAAAGCACUGGGAUCCAUAUUUGUUUAGUGCUGUGCUUAAAUCAGCAAGAAUGAUAAAUUUGAUGCUAUGAAAUUGGGAAUAUCAAGGGCUUUUCUCAGUGAAUGAGCGAGUAUCUCCAUUUGUAAUUUACUGUGACCCUUUUUCACUGUAUGUGCUUUGUAUGUCAAAUAUUUAUUUUGAAACAAAUUAAAUUGUUUUCUGUAUUGAUACACCUAUGGUUUUGUUGAUGUUCUUGCAAUCAAAUUACAUAUUUUUUUUCUGGAUUUAAAAUAUUACCAGUGUUGUGUUGCAAAACAGCACUUGUUUAAGUUUUAAUCUUUGCGUUUGAGUUACUGACCAACAGCUUUCCAUGCUAAAUGUUCUAGGUGUGUGUUGUGGCUUUUGUUUUGGUUUGUUUUGUGCGUUUAAGAAUAGUACAAGAUGCAGUAAGCUGCUGUGUCUUGUCAUUUGCUUUUUUCUUGAGGAAUAGGAAGAUUAAGCUGUAUAUCAAACAGGAAAAAAAAAGCUGUCUUUAAAUUACUGGAACUGUUCUGCUUGGAAACACAAAGUCCUUUGAGAAAAGUUACCUACGUGCUCAGUUUACUGGCAUAUUUUCAGUGCAGGUGUUGAUAGAGGAAAGUUGACUGUAUACCUGUGUUUUGGCAGGAGUCCUGUCCCUUUAAUUUUAAAAUAGGUUACUUUGUGACUGAUUACAUCCCACUACCUGAGUGCCACUGCUCAACCUAAAAUGAGUCAUAGUGCUUGAUCAUUUGGAAUUUCUAUUAGUAUAAUAAUGAUUUGUUUUGCAAAUAGUAAGCAAAAUUGUGAAGCAGUGUUGUUAGCAAUGUUACCCUGUGUUACCCUCUUCUUGUGGGUUAGGCUUAGCUCAUUUGUGACAGAAUGUUAAAUGGCUGACUUCUAUUCAACCCCAGUACUAACCACAUGGGCUUUAUUCUACACAGCUGGCUACCACCGUACAGCUGUGGCUUUGUAGAGGCAGUAGUAUGGAUUAUAUUCUGAGGAACCAUGACAGACUUUGCUCUUAAGUUAACUUGAGUUCAUCUCUCUUUAUCCUUGUUUCCAUGUGGCUGACUGUGGUACCUUGUUUAUGAGGGAAUUGAAGUGUUGCAGCAGUCCAGACUACUGCCUGGGGUGAGGAAACUGGUUUCCUGAGAUCAAGUGCAGAUCACAGUAUUCUCGUUUGCUGUGUGUGUUCCUACAAAUGUUCACUUGUGCACCUCUGCCAAUGUGAAGAGCAAGAAUUUGUUGGAUGAAGAUAGUGCAUCAACUGGUUAAGGCAUGUCACAGGAAAAUUAACCUGAAAAUCAGAAACUGUAAAGGUGCAGGUCUCGAUUUUCUGUAAGGGUCAUAGCAAUGUCAACUGCAGUUUUCACAAAGUAGAAAUGUAGUAUAAAGAGAAGGAAGAAUGAGGAGAAAGACAGAAUGCAGAAGAGGGUCAGCUCAGAUGCAAAGAGAUCUGAAAAUCCUACAGGGUGCUGUGUUGCUUUCACAAACCCCAAUUUCCCAUUCAUGGUUUUAUACCAUCAGGACCCUCUGGAUAGUACUUCAGUUUUCCAACUUUAAAUUAUUUCUAACUUAGCCUCUAUUAACAUUACUACUGGAAUAGUGUGUUCAGAUGCUACCUCAUUGUACAAGAGUGAACAGACUGAUCUUGGUUUACUUAAAAUGGAAAACCGCUGCAGUAGAAUUAUGUGUUCUUAUCCAUUAUGUUUGAAGCUCCUGUAGCAGAAAAGUAGAAAAAGAAACACUUACUAUGGUCUAUAUUGCUAAUGGGCUUCUUGGCUUCUUUUUAGUACUAUUUUUUAAGCAUUUAUCUUUCCAUAUUGCUUUACUAUAGUUCUGUAUUGGAAAUCUAGGAGAAGAUGUAGUAUGUGCUGCUAUAUGGUGGUUUGUCUUGAUGUAUGUUUGCUUCUGUAGGUAAAGACACAUUGAAUGUGAUCAUUUUAGCAUUUUUUUGAUUUAAUUUUUUUUUAAUUUACAAAAUCUGACCGAACUGUUUUGUGAUAACAUAUUUGCCUGUUACAAUUCCUUUCAACAUACUUCCUGCUAUAGUAACUUCAGUUAGGUUCUGACUAAAGCACAACAAAAAACAUUGUGAAUCAUUUCAGUUAUAAAGUUUAAAUUAAAGGCCUUUAUUAUAAAAAUUUUUGUAAUGGUAGAUGUAAAUCUGAAGUUGACUUUCUGAAUUCUCAUCAGCAUGUGUUUGUUGAGCAUCCAAUGGUUCUAUUCACAUUUUUAAUUCUCUCAAACUUUCUUAUUACUCUGGGGCAGAGGUAAGCAAGACAUAUGCAUGAUAUGUGCUGUGGAUCAAUGGUGUGUAUGUAUACUUACAGCAGCAGGUAAAUGACUAAGAACAGAUUAUAUUUUGAGGAGUUUUUGUCAUUUGGAUAUGUUAAUACACCUUUUUCUUUAUAAUUAAAAAAGCCUUUUCCUGCCUCUGCCAGCCUUUUUUCUUUGCAGAGUGUUACAUAUGUGGAAGGAAAAUAGUUUUUAAAAUAGAUUCUUGUACUGCAGAGGUGCUUCUAAUAUCCUGCCUUUAUACACUUCCAAAGUAUGAGGCAAGCUUAGCUUAUUUCCAUUCUUAAAAAUCAAGCUGCUUUUAGGCUGGUCCGUGCUUUGUUUGUGUAAAAGGUUGUAGAACAGGUGGAGUAGCUGGAGACUGGAUGAUGCGGGAAGCUUCCUGCAGUCCUGUGUGCUGAUGCAUGCCUGUAUAUUACUCAAGGGAGUAAGAACAGUUGUUUCAAUAUAUUAUGUAUUAUGUACCUAGUAUUAAGAAUUUUAAGCUAGAUUUCUGUUUCAGGAGGAAGAAAACUGCUGCUAACCUUAAAUUCUUUCUCCUUACUCAAAGGCUAAAAAUUAUAUUUGACAAUAUGAUUUGCCAUUUGAAAUGGAAUUUUUGUUACAUGUGUUAGUUUUAUUCCAAACCACUGACCUCUAGUGGCUGGUUUGCAACUAUGAAGCAAAACAUUUGCAAUUUAGUCUGCUCCUCCUGUGUCUAUUUGCUACAGGAGAGUAUUUUUCAGAAGAAUAAUGUGGUUCCAUGGUUUAUUGUAGUUUGGCUUCACAAGUACCUAUCUGCCUUAUGCAUUAGAAAGGAGAUAAAAGAAAACCAGAUUUAUAGUUAAGGUUUCUUUAAAGAAGUAACUACUCACAAGCCCAAAUGUUUGUUGUAAUUGUUGGGAAGAUAAAAAAUCCUAUGGUCUGCGAGACCAUCCCAAUAAUAAAGGUCUUAAAACAUAUAUUGUCAAAUCCUUGUAGUAUUAGCAGAAUCCUGAUGCCUUUUUGCUCAGGAUGUUGCAGCUUUACAAUUGUAGUCUUUCUUACAUGUGUGGGUGUGGGGUUAUUGGUCCAGGAACAGUAAUAUUUUCAUCUUUUGCCUGCAUAACCAUGAAAUGCAUAUUUCUGGAUAUAUGUUGUAUAAAUCUUUCCCUUUUCCCCAAUUUGACUGUAGCUACAUAUGUCCCAGUAUAACUCACAUUGAUUUUUAUUGUGAUACUUUAUCCCAUCUUUCUUCUAUCCUCACAGCCUUUCCCUUCUUUAUCUGUCCUCUUUCUGUUGUCUGCUCUUGUGAAACCCUUUCUUCUGGAAUUACCUCUUCCCUCUGCUUUAUUGUACUCCCACUUCAACUGAUUCUGCAGUACUGAUCUCAGCUCUGCCUCCCAGAAGAUACCGUAUGAGUCACCAGAUUCCCAGGGAAAAGGAUGUGGUUGCCAGUCUGCCACAAGAGGACUGUGAGCUGCUGCAGCAGCAGGUCAUUAGCUGCUGGGCUGCUGCUAGCUGCUGGGCUGCUGCUGGGGUCAAAAGGGCUGGCCGAGCACUGCUGCACACAGUUCCAGAAACUGAAGAUGACUUUGCUGGUUUUAGGGUGAACGAACUGCAUGUUAAUAAUUGAAAACGCAUAUCCACGUGCUGGAAAGAAAGGUAUUUGCUUCUAGUUUAUGUUUAUCUCUAACCCAGUGACCAGGAUAGAACUUAACAGACCAACGUGACUCGGUGUUACAUGGACUUCUGAAGAUUCAACCUUUUGUGCUUCGGAAGAGUCAUUCCCCUCAUGUACCUGCUUGCCACAAAAUACUUUCUCUUUUUCUGUUUAAAUAUUUUACCUGAAAAGUGUAAAGGCUGUUUGGGAUUACUGGACACUUUAUAUGUAUUCAUACUUUUUUUUUAAACUAUCAGUAUGAAUUUUCUUGCUGUCAACAAUAUAUCUGUAGAAUCAUAAAAGAUACAAAAUCAGAAUGGUCUUUCCCUUCUAAAAAACUUGCUAUGCUGUAUGAAAGAUAUAAGGCUGGAUAUUAUGGGAUUCUCAGAGUAACUUAAAUUAUAUUAAGUCAUUACCUCAGGUCUUGCUGCUCAUCUGGGGACAUUGCAAGUCUCUGCUGUAUGAAUUUGAAAUCUUUUAAUGAAUUUCAGAUUAUAAAAUAUUGAAAUUAGCUUCACAUUGUUUUUUUGUACAAGGAACACUAUAAUCCUUCACUGUAUAUUAGCCUUUACGUAUCACAGAUUUCUUGCAAGGCAAAGAAUUUGAUCAUGAUGUACUGUUGUAGCUCAUGUAAUCCAGUCAGUUGCUUGUUUCUUUUAAAAAAACAGGAAAGAGGAAUAAAGUCUCCAAAGUUCUGUGUUUCAA